CCAAAAUUUUAUCGAAAAAUUUUCUUCUUUCAUCAUCCUUGUUUUAAUUAUCAAAUUUAUUUUCUUCAGUAAAUUCUACUUGUAAUUUGAACAAAAAUCAAUCAACGAAUGUCGAGAAAAAUGUCCGAAGCUCAACGAAAGAUUGAUUUGGCCACACGUGCCCUGGUAUUGACUAAUGAUCAAAUAUCAAAAAUAUCAAAUUUACUUUUAAAUGAAAUAAAUGAAGGUUUACGUCGUGAAACGAAUCCAAUUGCAAGUGUAAAAUGUUAUCCAACAUUUGUUCGUGAUGUACCGGAUGGUACGGAAAAAGGAAAAUUUAUGGCCCUCGAUCUUGGUGGUACAAAUUUUCGUGUAUUAGUUAUCGAUAUUGAUGGUGAAAAAUUUGCUAUGGAUAAUGAAAUUUAUGCAAUACCUGUAGAAAUUAUGACCGGUACUGGUAUACAAUUAUUUGAUCAUAUUGCUGCUUGUAUGGCAUCGUUUAUGGAAAAAAGAAAUAUUAAAAAUUUAAAAUUACCACUUGGAUUUACAUUCAGUUUUCCUUGUCGUCAAGAAGGACUAACUAAAGCACGUUUAGUAUCAUGGACAAAAGGUUUUUGUUGUUCCGGUGUUGAAGGUGAAGAUGUUGUUUCUAUGCUUAGAGAAGCAGUAAAACGUCGUGGUGAUAUUGAUAUUGAUGUUAUGGCUGUAGUGAAUGAUACUACCGGUACAUUAAUGUCUUGUGCACAUAAAAAUCGUGAAUGUCGUGUUGGUGUUAUUAUUGGUACCGGUUUUAAUGCCUGUUAUAUGGAACAUAAAAGAAAUGUUGAAUUAUUUGAUGAAGAUCUGCCUGGUCCAGAUCAAGUUAUUGUUAAUACUGAAUGGGGUGCAUUUGGUGAUAAUGGUGUUCUGGAUUUUUUCCGUACCGAUUGGGAUGAUGAAGUAAAUACUUAUUCAUUGAACAAAGGAAGACAAUUAUUUGAAAAAAUGAUAUCCGGAAUGUAUAUGGGUGAAUUAGUACGUAGUAUUGCUGCUGAUCUUUGUCGUCGUGGUUUAUUGUUCGGUGGUAAAGGAUCAUUGGAAUUAUUUACACCACAUCGUUUCAAAUCAGCAUAUGUUUCGGCUAUUGAAGGUGAUCCAGAUGGUGAUUAUACUAAUGUUAUAAAAGCAUUAGAUGAAAUGAAUCUAUCACAUGCAACCAAUGAAGAUUAUGAAGGUAUUCGUAUGAUUUGUCAUCGUAUUUCAUUACGUGCAGCACAUUUAGCAUCGGCUGCAAUUGCAACAUUAUUGAAUCGUUUAAAUCGUCCACAUACAACUGUUGGUAUUGAUGGUUCAGUUUUUAAAUAUCAUCCAAAUUUUGAAAAAGUUAUGAAUGAAAAAAUUUUAGAAUUAGUUAAUCCGGGUGUUGAAUUUGAGCUAAUGUUAUCCGAAGAUGGUAGUGGACGUGGUGCUGCAUUAGUUGCUGCUGUUGCUGUUCGACAACAAGAAGAAUUACGUAAACGUGGCCGUUAUCGUAAAAUAACACCAAUUCCUGAUUCAAUAAAACCAUUGGUCAAUGGUCAAACUACAAUCAACAACAACAACAAUAAUAAUAAUCAAAAUACUGCAAGUGUGAAUUAGA
Dermatophagoides pteronyssinus (European house dust mite) is the source of this 1597-nucleotide messenger RNA. Its product is annotated as hexokinase type 2-like. NCBI's taxonomy places the organism in Eukaryota, Metazoa, Arthropoda, Arachnida, Sarcoptiformes, Pyroglyphidae. Gene Ontology annotation, cellular component: mitochondrion; cytosol. Gene Ontology annotation, biological process: glucose metabolic process; carbohydrate phosphorylation; intracellular glucose homeostasis. The record is from RefSeq and is a predicted model, not a curated record. Gene Ontology annotation, molecular function: glucokinase activity; D-glucose binding; ATP binding.